Sinocyclocheilus rhinocerous is the source of this 378-nucleotide messenger RNA. Its product is annotated as nuclear cap-binding protein subunit 1-like. Bases 19 to 378 code for a protein of 119 amino acids. Gene Ontology annotation, molecular function: RNA cap binding; mRNA binding. Gene Ontology annotation, cellular component: nuclear cap binding complex; nucleus. The record is from RefSeq and is a predicted model, not a curated record. Gene Ontology annotation, biological process: nuclear-transcribed mRNA catabolic process, nonsense-mediated decay; mRNA export from nucleus; regulation of mRNA processing. NCBI's taxonomy places the organism in Eukaryota, Metazoa, Chordata, Actinopteri, Cypriniformes, Cyprinidae. The transcript has 4 exons.
GUAUAUGUAGGUGUGUUUAUGUCUGUCUGUUGUCAGGGGCCAGUGAUGCCAGGAAGUCAUUCAGUUGAGCGCUUUGUGAUUGAGGAGAACCUGCGCUGCAUCAUCAAGUCUCACUGGAGGGAGAGGAAGACCUGUGCUGCCCAAUUGCUCAGCUACCCUGGAAAAAACAAGAUUCCCCUUAACUACCAUAUUGUGGAGGUGAUAUUUGGUGAGUUAUUCCAGCUGCCCAGUCCUCCUCACAUUGAUGUCAUGUACACUGCGUUACUCAUUGAGCUCUGCAAACUGCAACCAGGCUCAUUACCACAAGUUCUCGCUCAAGCCACAGAAAUGAUGUAUAUGAGGCUGGACACAAUGAACACAACCUGUAUAGACCGGUGA